AUGUCUAACAUUCCCUCCGAGCCCGAGUUCGAGCAGGCUCACAAAGAGCUGGUGAGCACCCUCGAGAACAGCUCUCUCUUCGAGAAGAACCCAGAUUACCGCAGGGCCCUGAGCGUGGUCUCAAUCCCGGAGCGGAUCAUCCAGUUCCGCGUCACCUGGGAGGACGACAAGGGCAACCUGCAGGUCAACCGCGGCUACCGUGUCCAGUACAACUCGGCGCUGGGCCCGUACAAGGGCGGCCUGCGGCUUCACCCUACCGUCAACCUGUCCAUCCUGAAGUUUCUGGGUUUUGAGCAGACCUUCAAAAAUGCCUUGACAGGAUUGAACAUGGGCGGUGGCAAGGGAGGAGCUGAUUUCGACCCCAAGGGCAAAAGCGAAAACGAGAUCCGCAAGUUCUGCGACGCUUUCAUGCGCAAGCUGUGCCACCAUAUCGGUGCAGAGACGGAUGUCCCUGCUGGUGACAUUGGUGUCGGAGGGCGUGAGGUCGGCUUCAUGUUUGGCACGUACCGCCGGGAGAAGAACAAGUGGGAAGGUAUUAUGACGGGCAAGGGCUUGACUUGGGGUGGCAGUCUGAUUAGACCUGAGGCAACUGGUUACGGAGUCGUCUACUAUGUCGAGCACAUGAUAAAGUACGUUGGCAAGGGAAGCUUCCAGGGCAAACGUGUCGCCAUCUCUGGAUCCGGCAACGUUGCCCAAUACGCCGCACUGAAGUGCAUGGAGCUUGGAGCCACGGUCGUCUCGCUCUCAGACUCCAAUGGCUGCCUAAUCGCCGAGGGUGAUGCGGCUUUUACGCCCGAACAUGUUGAGGAGAUUGCCGCUGUCAAGCUGGCGCGCAAGCCGCUCACUGAGUUCAAGAGCAAGUCGUCGUACAAGUACGUCGAGGGCGCGCGCCCUUGGACACACGUAAGCAAGGUUGAUAUAGCACUUCCCUGCGCGACGCAAAACGAGGUGUCCCGCGAAGAGGCCGAGGCCCUCGUCUCGAGCGGUGCCCUCUUUGUCGCCGAGGGCUCCAACAUGGGCUGCACCCAAGAGGCAAUCGACGUGUUCGAGGGUGUGCGUCGCGAGAAGGGCAAGGAGGCCGUCUGGUACGCGCCCGGCAAGGCGUCGAACUGUGGCGGUGUCGCCGUCUCCGGCUUGGAGAUGGCCCAGAACAGCCAGCGCCUCAGCUGGACGAGCGAGGAGGUCGACGAGAAGCUCAAGGGGAUCAUGAAGAACGCGUUCGAGAACGGGCUGAACACCGCCAAGGAGUACGUCGAGGCGAAGGAGGGCGAGCUCCCCAGUCUGGUGGCGGGCAGCAACAUCGCCGGCUUCGUCAAGGUCAUAAGGGCCAUGCACGACCAGGGCGACUGGUGGUGA
Anthostomella pinea is the source of this 1356-nucleotide messenger RNA. The record is from the annotation of a GenBank genome assembly. Lineage: Eukaryota; Fungi; Ascomycota; Sordariomycetes; Xylariales; Xylariaceae.